AUGUCGUCGCUAGGUCGCAUCGCGAGCCAUGCGUCACUUUUCGUCGCUGCGCCCGCCGCCGCCGAAGCCUUCGACAUUUCCCGUCCAUCCGUUCUGCUCGGAGCCGGCGCUGCCGACUGCUGCCAACCUCUUCCUCUCGACUGCGACUACAGCGGAGCCAGCAGCGCGGCCGGCGUGGAAAUGCAGGAGGGCAGCGGUUCAAACUUCGACGAGUCUAAUAUGUUCAGCGACAUUCCCGCUGAAGCGCAGCGCUUCGCGGAAGAACCGAGUGAAGAAUCGACGCAAUCCAACGUCCGCGGAACAAAGAGGGUUGCGGACGAGCCUCAGGAGCGGAGAGUCCGCGGGAAGGCGGAAGCGUUCAGUGCAACGAGCGCGGAUUGCCGCGGCGCGACUAACGGCGUCUCAACCUCAUCGAGCCUCCCUUGGUGGGUGCUCGAGGCGCUUGCGGAAGAAAAUGAGGGCGAGGGAGAGGUGGACGGCUGUCCGAUAACUUCAACUUCCCCCGCCGACUCCGCCUGCUCCGCCGCUGCAGGCAAUCACCUCCGCAGCAGUAGGAUUGGCGGAGGCCUGGAGGAAAUUGACUGCUCACUUUCGAGGAAGUUUGCUGGUGAGGAUUUUAUCUUCUCUGAAGAUGCGGAGUCUUUUCCUACCGUGGUUCCGCCGAGUUCUGUGAGCGGAGCUGGUGCCUGCGCGUGGGUGGAGACGCUCGGCGCGGAAGACAUCGGCGCUCUGUUGAAGGCAGAGCUUUGCGGGGACUCCUUCACUGGGCAGAGUGUGGUGGCGGAAGGGGAAGGUUUGGCGGAAGCUGAGGGGGCACUGGAUGAGCUCUGCGUGGAUGCUGUGCUGCGCGCGCAGUGCUUUGCGGACGAAGCGGAGAUUGGGGGGAAGCUUGAUGUGGAGGAGCGGGAAGCUGGGCAGUGGGACGCGGCGGGUUUGGGGAUGUGGUGCUGUGAGGGGCGCUUGGUCGCUUGCUAG
Molecule: messenger RNA, 975 nt
Organism: Closterium sp. Yama58-4
Lineage: Eukaryota; Viridiplantae; Streptophyta; Zygnematophyceae; Desmidiales; Closteriaceae
Source: the annotation of a GenBank genome assembly